AAUUUUCACAUUGUUCUUUUUUUUUUUUCCUUCCACUUUUGUCCUCAUCCGUCAUGACAAACCCUCGUGCUAUCGAGAUAGAAUACACGCAAGUGCCCAGCGGGACUGGAGAGGAUGGGUCUCUCGAAGGAAAGGCGCUCGUAGACAGCGCGGCACACGAUGCGGCUCACCAACAUGACCUAACAAUCCGGCAGGCCAUCAAAUACUACCGCUGGGCCAUUUUCUGGUGCCUAGCAGUCAGCAUGACCGUCAUCAUGGAAGGGUACGAUGCCAUUUUGCUGGGGAAUUUCUGGGCAUAUCCAACAUUCCAGAGAAAGUACGGCGUCUGGGUUGGCGUCAGCGAAACCACGCGCUCGGGCUACCAGCUCACGCCGGCUUGGCAGGCCGCGCUGGGUAACGGGGCCGGGAUAGGGUCUUUCUUUGGAGCGAUUGCGGAUGGGUAUCUCGUCCAGCGCUUCGGUCCACGAAACACAAUCUUGGGCGCGCUCAUUGUGAUGGUCUUUUGCGUCUUUGCCCCGUUUUUUGCCCAGAACGUCGAGACUCUCCUUGCUGGGCAGAUUUUGUGCGGUCUUCCUUGGGGCGUCUUUGCCAGCUCGUCCCCAGCAUAUGCCAGCGAACUACUUCCCAUGAAGCUCCGCGUCUACUUUACCAGCUGGACCAACAUGUGCUUCAUCAUCGGCCAGUUCCUCGCCUCGGGGGUCCUGCGAGCCUGUCUCGUCCGCGACGACGAGUGGGGCUACCGCAUCCCCUUUGCCCUGCAGUGGUUCUGGCCCGCGUGGCUCAUCCCACUGCUGUAUUUCGCCCCCGAGUCCCCCUGGCACCUCGUCCGGAGGGGCAGGCUUGAAGAAGCCGAGCGCUCGCUGGAGCGGCUUCAAGAUGCCGACGCCCCGCUGUCCACCAAGGAGACGCUGGCGUACAUUGUCUGCACCAACAACCUCGAGCAAAAGAUGUCGGUCGGGACGGGCUACCUGGACUGCCUUCGCGGCUUUGAGCUCCGGCGCACCGAGAUCGCCGCCGUCAGCUUUGGGGGACAGGUCCUCUGCGGGACGGCGCUGGCUUACAACGCCACCUACUUUUACGAGCAGAUCGGCCUCCCGGCCUCGCGCAUCUAUACCCUCAACGUCGCCGGCUACGGCCUCGCACUCGCCGGCGCCUUUUGCUCGUGGCUCUUCCUGCUCCCGCACGUCGGCCGGCGCACAAUCUACCUCUGGGGCUCGGGGGUCAUGUGCUUCCUGCUGUACCUGAUCGCGGUGCUGACCUCGUGGAAGUCGCACCAGGCCGUCGCCGAGAGCCAGGCCUACCUGACCAUGGUGUGGAAGUUUGUCUUUCAGCUGUCGGCCGGCCAGCUGGGCUGGGCCAUCCCUGCCGAGAUUGGCAGCACGCGCCUGAGGCAAAAGACGGUGGUGCUGGCGAGGAACGCCUACUACCUGAUCCACGUCGUGGCCAACAUCCUGCAGCCCUACUUUAUGAACCCCACGGCCUGGAACGUGGGGGCCCGCACCGGCUUCCUCUGGGGCAGCACCGCCUUGUUGUUUUUCGCCUGGGCGUUUUGGAGACUUCCCGAAACCAAGGACAGAACGUACGAGGAGCUGGAUGUUCUGUUUGCCAAUCGCACGCCGGCAAGAAAGUUCAGAUCGACAAAGGUUGAUGUCUUUGGUCAGGAUGCGCACGAGCUCAAGGCCAGUCACAAAGAUUUAGAUUAG
Molecule: messenger RNA, 1703 nt
Organism: Pyricularia oryzae 70-15
Lineage: Eukaryota; Fungi; Ascomycota; Sordariomycetes; Magnaporthales; Pyriculariaceae
Product: maltose permease MAL31
Exons: 3
Coding region: 54-1703 (549 amino acids)
Biological process (GO): carbohydrate transport; transmembrane transport
Cellular component (GO): membrane
Molecular function (GO): carbohydrate:proton symporter activity
Source: RefSeq, a predicted model, not a curated record